AUGUCGUCGGACUACACCUACGAUGAGCAGGGACAAUUCUUCCCCUUCUUCAUCCUAACCUUGAGUGGGCUAGUCACUCUUCCUCUCACCUACAACCUUCUCCGACCCAACAAAGAUCUUGAGAACACAGCCCCCCGGAUUCAAUCCGACUUCAAACCUGAACAUGCCGACCUUGUGGAGGCGCAAAAGCGCAAGCGCCUGCGAAAAGAGCGCCGAAUCAAGCGCAUCGUCACCGUGAUUGCGGGCUAUGUGAUCAUGGCCUGGAUGGCAUAUUUGAUUUUUGUGACGGCGCGCACAACUCCCAAGCUCUAUGAUCCAUAUUCAAUCCUAGGCGUUUCAAGGCUCGAGGCAAUAGCCAGUAUCUUCCGAACUAACAUAUUCCACUUCCAGAGCGCCGACGAGAAGGCUAUCUCACGCCACUAUAAAAGAAUGUCUCUUGUAUACCAUCCUGAUAAAGUCCGCCCGGAUCCCGCCAAGAAUGAGACCAUGGAAACCCUGAAUGAGCGCUUCGUUGAGCUUACAAAGGCGUACAAGGCCCUGACUGAUGAGGAGGUUCGCAACAACUACCUCCAGUACGGCCACCCCGACGGCAAGCAGAGCUACAGCAUUGGCAUCGCCCUUCCGAAGCUCAUCAUCAUGGAGGGCAACGGAAAGUAUGUGCUCCUCGUAUAUGGAGCUUUGCUUGGUGUCCUGCUCCCUUACAUUGUCGGAAAGUGGUGGUACGGAUCUCAACGCUUCACCAAGGAGCGCGUCCUCGUCGCUAGCGCCGGUAACAUCUUCCGCGAAUACAAGGAAGACAUCUUGGAUGGUGGCAUCAUCAACGCUCUCUCCGCUGGUGAUGAAUUCAAAGAGAUGUUGAAGGGAGCUGAAGCCGAAGCGGGAUUGGCCAGACUGGAGAAAAGAGUUUUGGCCGAGGAUCUGACAUUCUUAACCGCCAAAGACCGUGAGGCGAUCAAGCAAAUGGACGACAUCACUCGGCGAAAGACUCUGGCGUUGCUUUGGGCAUACCUCGGUCGUGUGGAUCUGGAAGAUACGAAGUUGGAUGCGGAGAAGUACGAGGCUGCCCCCAUCGCCCUUUCAUUGGGAGAGGCGUUCACGGCAAUCUCUUUGGCAUUUGGUACCCUUCGUCCUAUUCUUGGCGCCUUCCAGGUGUCUCAGUAUCUCAUUCAAGCUAUCGCUCCUGGUUCUUCACCUCUCUUGCAGCUACCCCACUUUACAGACUCGGUCAUCAAGGCUGUGGAAGGCGAGCAUUCCAAGGAACAUUGGCCUGUCCAAAGGUUUAUGAGUUUGUCCGAAGAAGAACGCCGAAAGCUCACCAUUGAGUCGGGAGUUCUUUCUGAGAAACAGUACACAGACGCUGUCACCGUGGCGCGUCAGCUUCCCAUGUUGGAAGUAUCGAGGGCAUUUUUCAAGGUCAUGGGCGAGAAGGUCAUCACUCCUAGCAGUCUGGUACAACUGGUUGUGAAGGCACGCUUCGUUCCCCCUGGCUCCACGAAAGUCCCAGCUGUCAAUGAGCUCGACCUCGAGGACAUUGAUCCUGAUGAGGAUGACUUGGAUGCAUUGAUGGGCCGCAAGCCGGCCAAGAACCGCUCCACAAAGGUGGUCGACGGCAAGAAGGUUGAGAUCAAGACCGAAACCGUUCAACCUCCCCUUGCGCACGCUCCCUAUUUCGCCCGAGACCACUCACCCCGCUGGCACAUCUUUUUGGCUGAUGCUAAGCAAGGCAAGAUGGCCGUUCCCCCAUUCACGUUCACCACUUUUGACAAGCCGAUUAUCGACGAUAGUGGCAAACCCACUUUCAACGUGCAAACCCUCAAAAUGCAGUUCCAGGCUCCACCGCAGGUCGGCGAUUUCACCUUUGUCAUGCAUAUGGUUUGUGACAGUUACCUGGGUCUAGACACCAAGAUGGAGAUUACCCUGCAUAUCGACGACCCCGCCAAGGCGGCUGCUUUGGAGGAGGAGGAUGAUAUUAGCGAGCCGGAUGAGGAUUCAAUCGCUGGUCAGAUGCAAGCCCUCAAGACCGGACAAGCGCCCAAGCCUAAGAAGGCUCGGAAGACUUCCGAUUCCUCCAGCGAGGAGAGUGACACUGACGGUGACGCGGAAGAAGCCAGCGAUACCGACACCGAGACGGAAGACGAGGACUGA
Messenger RNA from Penicillium diatomitis, 2145 nucleotides. RefSeq names its product J domain-containing protein. The transcript is spliced from 5 exons. Lineage: Eukaryota; Fungi; Ascomycota; Eurotiomycetes; Eurotiales; Aspergillaceae. The coding region runs from base 1 to 2145 and encodes 714 amino acids. The record is from RefSeq and is a predicted model, not a curated record. Gene Ontology annotation, biological process: SRP-dependent cotranslational protein targeting to membrane; post-translational protein targeting to endoplasmic reticulum membrane. Gene Ontology annotation, cellular component: Sec62/Sec63 complex. Gene Ontology annotation, molecular function: transmembrane protein transporter activity; RNA binding.